AUGAUUGCUUGUGGCCUUGCUACACACUAUACCCUGAAUGCAAGGCUUGCUUGGAUUGAAGAACGCCUUGGUAAAUUGAUCACAGAUGAUCCUUCUGUCAUAGAGAAUUCUCUUGCACAAUAUGGUGACCUUGUGUACCCAGAUACAAGGAGUGUUCUUUAUAGACAGUCAAAAUUUUCAAAUGGAAGUGUUGAGGAUCCAGUUGACUGCCAUCAACAAGCACCACAAGGUUCUAGCAUAUUUAGGCCAUCCCACUGCCACUUUCAUCAACAUAUUGCUAAGGACAAUCCCCAUUUACGGAUUCAAACAAUUGAUAAAUGUUUUUGCCAUGACACAGUUGAGGAAAUUACAGAUGCUCUGGAAAAAGAGGUUGCGGAAUCUUACGAUGAUUGGUGUUCUAAAGCCCUCAAGAAACUAAAAGAAGCCUCCCCAUUGAGCUUGAAGGUCACUUUGCAGUCUAUUCGAGAAGGUAGGUUUCAGCCCCUGGAUCAGUGUCUUGCUCGUGAAUAUCGGAUGUCCCUUAAUUGGAUCUCCAAAAUGGUUUCUAAUGACUUCUGUGAGGGUGUUCGUGCAAGAUUAGUUGACAAAGACUUUGCUCCGAAGUGGGAUCCACCGAGCUUAAGUGAAGUAACCAAGGACAUGGUUGACUGUUAUUUUGCUCCACUUUCUGAACUUGAGCCUGAGCUAAACCUGCCCACGGCAUUGCGAGAACCUUCCAUGUGA
Molecule: messenger RNA, 723 nt
Organism: Ilex paraguariensis (yerba mate)
Lineage: Eukaryota; Viridiplantae; Streptophyta; Magnoliopsida; Aquifoliales; Aquifoliaceae
Source: the annotation of a GenBank genome assembly